Talpa occidentalis (Iberian mole) is the source of this 787-nucleotide messenger RNA. RefSeq names its product T cell immunoreceptor with Ig and ITIM domains (gene TIGIT). Lineage: Eukaryota; Metazoa; Chordata; Mammalia; Eulipotyphla; Talpidae. Gene Ontology annotation, molecular function: signaling receptor binding. The transcript is spliced from 4 exons. The coding region runs from base 1 to 735 and encodes 244 amino acids. Gene Ontology annotation, biological process: positive regulation of interleukin-10 production; negative regulation of T cell activation; negative regulation of interleukin-12 production. The record is from RefSeq and is a predicted model, not a curated record. Gene Ontology annotation, cellular component: cell surface.
AUGCAGUGGUGCUUCCUCUUGCUCUGGGCCGAGGGACUGAGGCAGGCUUCCCUCGCUGAUGCAGCUGUGGCAGGCAAAAUAGUAACAGCAGGGAACAUUUCUGCAGAGGAAGGUGGCUCUGUCACCUUACAAUGCCACCUCUCUUCCACCACUGCCAAAGUGGUUCAGGUCAACUGGGAGCAUCAGGAGCAACUUCUGGCCGUUUAUAAUGCUGACCACGGGUGGCACGUUCAGUCCUCCUUCAUCGGCCGAGUGAUUCCGGGCUCUAACCUGGGCCUUGUUCUACAAUCGCUGACCACGAACGACACAGGGGAAUACAUCUGCAUUUAUUAUACCUACCCUGAUGGGAUAUACAAAGAGAGACUCUUUCUACAGGUCCUGCAGAACUCAGCCGCUGAGUGGCGCCCUAGCUUCCAGAUCCUGUUGCUGGGAGCCCUGGCUGCAGUGCUGGUGGUCGUCUGCACAGCUGUCGUGGUAGUGGUUGCUCUGGCCAGAAAGAACAAAUCUCUCAGAACCCGUGCUGUGGAAAGAGACCUCGGAAGAAUGGCGUCUGAGCAUGAGAACAGAAGUUCCCCCAGUUUGUCCUUCCCUGGAAGUUGUAUCCAGGCAGCAGCUGCCCCUGUCAACCUGUGCAGAGAGCAGAGUGAGGAUGAUUAUGCUGAGCCUCACGACUACUUCAAUGUCCUCAGUUACAGGAGCCUCGGGAGAUUCAGCUUCCUGCCAGAGACUGGUUAGCUCCUGGAGGCAACUCCAGGAGACACAUAUCUGGUUGUUAUUACACAUGAGG